Molecule: messenger RNA, 1578 nt
Organism: Daphnia pulicaria
Lineage: Eukaryota; Metazoa; Arthropoda; Branchiopoda; Diplostraca; Daphniidae
Gene: Gasp
Product: protein obstructor-E-like
Exons: 5
Coding region: 200-1048 (282 amino acids)
Cellular component (GO): extracellular region
Molecular function (GO): chitin binding
Source: RefSeq, a predicted model, not a curated record
GUCUUCUCCCCAUUUCCAAACGACACUUUACCAGUUUCGUGUCAAGACCUGCUCCAACGCUCCUCUCCUCCUCUUGUCUGAUUUCGACGCCGUCGCCGACGCCCCGACACACAUUUUUUAUCCUUCAAUCAUUUGGGUGGACUUGUCCGUCUUUUAAGUUUCAAAAAUUCGUCUCGAUCCGACUCAAAAGUUGUCCACGAUGGCUCGCGCCCUCAUCGUCGUAGCCAUCAUCAUCGCAGCCGCUUCGGCUCAAAACAUUCGGAGCGACACGUUCGUUUGCCCCAAGGAAAACGGAUUCUUCGCUCACGACAUUUCGUGCGACAAGUACUGGAAGUGCGUGGAGGGCGUGGCGACGCUCGAACUCUGCGGCAACGGAUUGGCUUUCGACGACACCGACCUCAAGAACCAGCGUGAAAACUGCGACUACAUCUACAACGUCGAGUGUGGAGAUCGUCUAGAAGUUGAGGCCCCAAUCAGCACCAGGAAUUGCCCGAGCUUGCACGGAGUCUUCCCCGAUGAGACCAAGUGCGACGUCUUCUGGAGCUGCUGGAACGGCGAGGCCAGCCGCUACCAGUGCGCCCCUGGCUUGGCUUACAGCCGGGAAAGCCGCGUGUGCACCUGGGCCGAUCAGGUCCCCACCUGCAGACAAGAGGAAGUUGGAAGUGGAUUCGUUUGCCCGGCCACUGGUGACGUCGCCACCGGAGCCUUCAGCCGUCACGCCCAUCCCGACGACUGCCGCCAGUAUUACGUUUGCAUGAACGGUAAUGCCCGCGAGUACGGAUGCCCGCUCGGCACCGUCUUCAAGAUCGGACUCGACGACCAGUCCGGUUUCUGCGCUGAUCCCGAAGAAGUCGAUGGAUGUGCCGACUACUACGGAACUCUCGACCUGGACGGUCUGCGCAACACGGAAGUCCAGGCCGGUUUGGCACCUGAGGCCGCACCUGUCAAAGUGGCCCCCAAGAAGCCCGUCACCAGUCGCCCAGCUUUCCGCCCUCGCCCCGUCACCGAAGUUCUCGUGGUUGAGGAAGAGUCCCUCACUGCUGUUUAAACAAAACAAGCAGAACCCAAAAAUCCCAGAACUUUUAUUUUCCUUUCUACUUUUUUUUUCGAUGCACUUCUAUAAUCUCGUGCCAAUCUUCUUUCUCUCUCUCUCACUCCCGACAACUGCAACCAAAUCAACACUAAUGACGCAUGCGUCAAUCCAAAAAAAAAGAAAAAGAGAAAACGAGACGAAAAGCCAAAAUAUUAUUUCGCACUUUUGCACCCCAUAUAUGCAAAUGAUUAUUUUUUUAUUGGGGUGGGGAAAAGAAGGAAAAGUAACAAAACGUGUUGAUUGAUUUUCUCUUUUUUAUUUUUUUUUUCUCUCUCCAUCUUUUUUACGUUUUCCUCUUUUAUAGCCAAGACUACUAUGCGGAUAGCGGCUUAGACAUCAAGCAGCUCAGCAAAUUGGGUUUUUAAAAAGAGAAAUCACGUUUAUAAACACAUCGAGCAGCAGUUUCUCCAAUCAUGUUUUGUGUGUCUCCUCCGCUCAAAAAAAAAAAAAGAAAAAUCCCUUUUCCAACAUUUCCCUUCCAAAAA